GUGACUUGACGGGAGAGAAAGAGAGAGAGAGAGAAAGAGAGGGCCCGCCGCACGCACUGCCGACGCCGCGACGCAACGCCGCCGAUGCCCAGUCUGCAGCGCGCUUUGCCCAUGGAUGCGAGAGUGCCGCGCGCUGCUGCCGAGCCAUGACGAUUUUCGUCGGAAAGAUGCAAGAUGAAGAUGAGAAAAGUAGCGAAAUUGAAGAGGUCGAUGAGAGCAUAGACAAACAUUUGGUCCGCGUGCGUGCCCAGGUGAUGACUCGUGAUGACAGCACAGGGGGUUGGGUACCGAUGGGGGUCGGAGGACUCUCAGACGUCUCGGUGCACAAACGAUCCCUGCUGGCGGUGCAGCUGCCCUCGUGCAGCAGCAAUUCGUCAGAACGCGGCAAGAGUGCCCACGAGUACCUUAUUUUUGCCAAGAGAAUAUCGGAUGACGUGGUUGUACUGAGUUGUGCCAUCAACAAGGACUUCGAGUACAACCGCGUCAUGCCCACGUUUCAUCACUGGCGCACGCGAGACUCCAAAUUUGGCCUGACCUUCCAGACUGCUGCGGACGCCCGCGCUUUCGACAAAGGCGUCUGCACUGCUGUGGAAGAGCUCCUCGAAGGCUUGCCUACUUCAUCGCCUCCUUUUCAAUCCUACAAUCAAGAUGCCGGAGAAGAUGAUGUAUUUAUGACGCUUAACCUGCCGGUGGAGAGGGGAGACUCGCGCUCCUCGUCGGACUCGUCAACACGCGGCGGGCUCAACAACCGGCACGACUCGCUGAUGGAACAAAAGUACCGGCUCAACUACCUCGCCCGCCAAACAGACGGCAGCAUUGAGGGCGACACGAAAAUCAGCACCGUGGCCAAGAGUUCGGACCCGUGGCUGCGGGCGGCCGUGGCGGCGGCCACCUCCGACGGAAAGAUUCCCAGCCCCUCGAAAGACUUUCUCGACCUCGGCCACAUCGACAACUACUCGUACGUGCAGCUGUCCGCCAUGCACGAGUACAGCUACCCGAUGCUUGGCGGCCGCAGCUGCGAGUCCGAGAACAAGAAGGAUUUGGACACUGGUCUGCGACGCCAAUCAUCCAACAGUCCGAAAAAGCAGGCUGGCUGCUCGCAGGACAUGCAGGGACAAGGCGCCAUCGCCCCUGAGAAAGUGCGCAAGAGGAGUGCUGGCGCUGUUGUUAAAAUUCGUUGUCGCUAUUGUCAGGAGUAUUUCACGGAGGAACAGAAUCGGCGGGGAGCAUGUGAACUGGCGCCAGACCAAACGCAGAGUUGCAUCGACACAGUGUCCUGCGUUUCGAGCGCCCAGUGCAUGAUGUACCACUGCAUGUCGGACCAGGAGGGCGAAUUCGCGCAGCGGCCGUGCGAGUGCACAGGCGGCAGAGGAGACGGCUGCGGCCGCCGGUGGUUGGGCUUGGGGCUGCUGUCCAUCCUGGUGCCGUGCCUGUGUCUGUAUCCGCCGCUCAACUGCUGCCACUGGUGCGGAGUCAAGUGCGGCAUGUGCGGCGGCCGGCAUGCGCCCUACCAGGCAAACUAGCGCGCUUUUUAGCCACUCACACAAACAAAAACACUGUACACAUACACAAAAACAUAUACACAUACACAGACUUUAAAACCUGGAGAGCGAUGAAGAUUUUCUGUUUGAUGUAUCACAAAACAAAACGAAAAAAGAACAAAUAAUAUGUUUCGGAUAAAUUUGUUGAUCACACACAGCAGAGGCGCACGCGGGUGGAUGCUUUUUUUCAUGUGACUGACUCUCGACCGCACUGAAUGUUAAUUGUGCUACCAAUUGGCAAUGCAAGCAUCCACCCUCUCGCUCGCCUCUGCACUCUCGAGCAUGCGUACAAAUCAGACGAUGAAUAACGAGGUGAUAUAGUUACAAGAAAGGACUAAGGUGAUUGUUUCGAGUCAAUGAUUAAUUACUGGAAGAUCUCUGCAAUUCGGUUAUAUACUUCUCUAAGGGCUCAGAGAAAAGUACAUAACUGACGAAACUUGCGACACACGUAUUUAUUUAUUUUUAGGCGAAUCGGCCACUCGGUUCGCGUGGCGGUAUAAUAUAAAUAUUAUAAAUAUAUAAAUUAUAUUUUGGUUCAAGCUCUGAUUAGUUUUCUAGUCAGUACACAGGCUACUGUGAUCGUACAAGUAUUUAUAAUUUGUUGCCAAAGUCGCAUUUGCUUUCUAUCGGGUUCAACAAAGUUUGUGGCGGGUGAAGCAUUUAGCUGUAUAUUUCCGCUCGCCACGGAACGGGCGCGGGCGUGAUCAAAAUUUCGUUUCUUUGCCAAACAAGCGCACACACAGACGGGGAGAAUUUGAAAGCUCGUCUUCUUUCAAACGAGCACGAGAGCACUGAAAUGCAUUUAAAUUCUCAACAGGAAAUAAUAUUUAGUAGACACAAAAUGUCGUUCUUUACAUAUAUAUUUCAGUGUUGUCUUUAUGAAGACGAUGAAAAAAAAUUAAAUACAUAUAUAAAAAAACGAGUUGACUUUUCUUCAUUGCCAGGGGAGAAAAUACCAUUUCCAGGUAUUUGCUAUAAUAUUUGACAGAAAUACCUAAAAUAUAAAUUACGCAGGUUGCGAGAUGUUGUAUAGUUUUGGUUGGACAAGCAACUUCAUUUCCUAACGAAUCAAAACCACACUCAAACAAAAACGAAAGCAGAAAAAAAGAAACCAACCAAUGCAAGAUCCUUGUAAGUGUUAACCGUAGUUAGUCAAAAGAGGAGAAUGUAAUGCUGCAGCUUCCAUUUUUGAUUAUUACUAUUACUCGGGGCUGAGAGCCGUCGGCCGGCUCGGUCCGGGAGCUCUCUCCAGGCGCCCACCUUAGGCUCAGGGCUUGAAUGACGCCUCCGGCUUCAGUCAAGCUAAAGGUGCCGCCCGCCCGCCUGCCGCCACGCAGGUCGCCGGACCGCGCCGUCGAGGACGCGCACUCGUUGCCCCGCUACUUGUAUUCAGAAUAAAGCCGCGUGCAGUUUUUGAACACAUAUCUGUUGGUAUAAUUGUUCAAAAGCGGCAGCAUUUCGAUGAGUCUAGCUAAACAAUGUUUUUAAUGCGGUCGCGCAGCCAUACGUAAUACACACAAACACACACACUCACACAUCAAGGUUGGAAACUGGGUCGAAAUUAAACAGAUGAACACUCAAAUUAUUGUUGGCUGGCGGACACGUACGUUCGAUUGUUUUUUCGCGAGGUUGUACCUUUACGAUGUUUGCGAUUUUAGACUAACUUUAUCCAAUUGUUGUUGUUUUUUGACGUGGACGCAUUUUUCUAUUUACGCCUUUGAUUGAUUUCACUCGAAAAAUGCGUGCAGGCAUUCAUUUUGUUCCUUCGAGAGGCUAUAUAUCUUCUUGCGUUCUACAUUUUUCAGUCGUGUAACAUAUUCAGGCAGGAAUUUGGAUUUUAAAACUUAAAUAAUGAGCAGCCGUUAUCAACUUGAGAAUAGGAAUAAUAAAUUCAUUGACAGCUGCCGUUGACAAUAUAUUGUAAUCUUUUUGUAUUUAAGAGUAAUCGUGGUUUUUAACACCCUUGGCCACAACUAAAAAUGAAAAUAAUACUUUUUGUAUGUCAAAUAAAAAUGGUGUAAAUCAAGGAUAAU
Molecule: messenger RNA, 3574 nt
Organism: Cloeon dipterum
Lineage: Eukaryota; Metazoa; Arthropoda; Insecta; Ephemeroptera; Baetidae
Gene: Spred
Product: Sprouty-related protein with EVH-1 domain
Exons: 6
Coding region: 147-1523 (458 amino acids)
Biological process (GO): negative regulation of MAPK cascade; multicellular organism development
Cellular component (GO): membrane
Molecular function (GO): protein kinase binding
Source: RefSeq, a predicted model, not a curated record